CACGCGUGCGGCACACACACGCAACACACAACACCACACGCACGCACGCACACAACACCAGACACAAACACACAAACACACACCACGCGCGCGACACGCACGCACACACACAACAUAAGGCAAGACACGCUGCGAGAUCCAAUAAUUCUUGUGACCUCGGCUUCUUAGCAUGUCUUCUCCGAUGAGAUGUUCGGGUUAGGGUUUAGGGCUCGGUUAGGCUUUUAGGGUUGGGAGUUGGAAGGAAUUUAUGGCUGCCGGAUUUAAAGGGAUGGCUGGGGGUGGCGGCCGAACCAGCGGGCGGUGGUGUGUUGUGGGUACUGGGUAGUUCAGUGAGGCGGCACGCACCAUGGUGGUGGAGGAAGGUGGUUGGGUAGGGUAGUAGCCUAGUAGGUAGCCGAGGAGGCUGACUGAAGUGUUUACAGGAGGAAGGCAGGCUACCAGGUGUCGGCGACGGGUGCAGUGGUAUGGCAAGGGGCGGCGAGGCAUCACCAGCCGUUGGAGUUUUGGAGAGGUGGGUGCAAGUGGGGGAAGGGGCAGUAUAAUGGGGCCUACAACGCUGAGGAAGGCACUAGAGACCAGGCGGGUGGUGGUGGGAAGGUUCGACGGGAGGUUCGAUAGCUUGAGCGGAAGAUGAGAUGUUGUGGUCGAUAGAUCACGUGAGGAAGUGGGAAGGUUCGACGGGAGGUUCGAUAGCUUGCGCGGAAGAUGAGAUGUUGUGGUCAAUAGAUCACGCGAGGAAGAGAUUACGGGCGGUCGAGUGGAAUUGCGUGUAUGGGCUAGGGCUCUCCGUGUACUCCUAACACGAGGGGCCUUUUCCUUCGGUUGUUUCCCCCAAACAUUUUGUUACUGUAUGUGUGGGCAGGCCAAUACUCUUUGAGCAAUCAAUUGAUGAUGUGUUUGUCAGCCAAUCAUCCAGUAUUUUUUUUCUUUUACACCAAAUCAGCACUAGUCACUUUCCACUAGUCAGCCAACAAUACUUUUAUCUCACAACAAAUCAGCACCAGCCACCAGCCAUAUCCAGCCGAAUAGAGUGUAUAUUAGCAAAUAUGAGAAGUUGGCCAAACAAUUUGAUAUUUUAGUUUGGGGUUUGUCUAAAGGAUGAUAACUUGAUAAUAAAUAAUAUUUUUGCAAUUUUAUGUAGGGCAGUGUGUGUCUCAGACACUUCAAGGGAUCUAGUAUGCUUUCUAUUAUCUCCAAUGAUUUGUAUUAAAUACAUGGUAUGACAACAAAAAUGAAUAUACAAUUACUAGGCUCAUCUGCUUUUUAGUGCUUUGAACUAUGAAUUAUCACUUUGUCUAGAAAAACCACGGCUACACCUAGUUCUAUUUCCUUAAUUCUAGCUCUAUGAUAUGUUUGUCGGGGAAAACCCAUGAUUUGAACUAUUGAAAAUAUAUCACAAACCACAUCAAGCAUGCUAUCUUCUCUCGCUUAUUUAUGUUGACUUCGCUUAAUUAUCUUUUAAAUGGAUUUCUAGAGAGAAGUAGCAAUCAUCAUUUUCUUAUUAUGAUUUAUCACUAUGACUUCGCUUAAUUAUCUUUUAAAUGGAUUUCAAGAGAGAAGUAGCAAUCAUCAUUUUCUUAUUAUGAUUUAUCACUAUGUAGAUACUGUAUGGACAAGGUUGAGCUUCCUAGACCUAUGAUCGUGUGCUGCUUGGGUUACAAACUAGGAGAUGUUGACAUCUCAAAACCCAUGCGUCGUUCAGCUCGCAAAGCAAUGAAAAAGCAUAGAAUAACUGACACUGAAAAUUACGCAGAAGGUGUUGUAGAAACUUCAGAUUUCAACAAUCUGAAGUUUGUAGGACCAAUUUGGAGUGGAGCCUUUUAUGAACAGUGAAGUAUUCAAGGUAAACAAAUUUAAGAUAGAAGCAUACUUGUCAAGCAAAGCAUGUCACAAAGUGGAGAAAUUUUCAAGAUCGUCAUUGCCACAAGUCGUUGUAGUAGAGAAGGCUCCUCGGUUGGAAGUCUGGCCAAAGAUAUGGAAGCCUUCAGGACCUACAAGUGCUUGUAUUGGAUUGUAUUUCUUCCCACCUAGUUUGAGGUCAAAUGAAAUAUCAAACGAAUUGGUGAAGGAAAUAAUCGAGAGCGAUGGUGCCCUGAAAGCUACUGUUGGUAUCGUUGAUCUAUUGAUAUUCCCCUCUAUUCUAUUGCCAGAACAAAAUCAAUUGUACCAGGGCAAACACUACCUCUGGGGGGUGUUCAAGAAAAGGAAAGGCAUUUCUGACGAAGGUGUUAUAGCUGCAGAACAAGAUGGUUCAGCGUGUGCCGCAGAGGAAGGGCAACUACAAGAACAGCAUCUUUCGAGCCAGCAAGAAGUUGAAGUGCAACCUGAGUCCCCAGGCCAAGAAACUUCUGCUGUGAAGCUUGUUGGGAAUGAACCGCUGAUGGAGUACAACCCUGAGGCAGAAAAGGAGGCUGUGACAAUUUCCAUGACAGGAGGUGUUACCUGGCCUGGCAGCAGUUUGCCCCAUGAAAAGCCGGACACUCCAACAGCGGGAUCAAACACCUCUGUAGCGCAUCCUGAAGAAGUGAACAUGCAGCAAGAAGAAGGCUUCACCUCUUCACACAAGCUGAAUGCCUCAACCAUUGCCGACCCAUCUGUUGAGGAGGAUGGCCGUGGACAAUCCAGCUCUGUCACUGUCUCAGAACCUCCCAGCAUAAAACUGUUUGGGGUGACCAUUGCCCGGACGCCGAGAGCUCAGCAGCAGCUGAUCCUAGAGAUGCCUAGUGAGGCCUCGAUGGUAUUGUCAGUGCCAGAAGAGUUGGUGACCGCAAAUUCUAACACAGGAAACAGUGCUGGAGUAGGAGCUGGACUGAACCCUGGCACGGAUCGCCUGCAUCUGCCCGAGCGUCCUGAAGCCUUCGGUCUGAGGCCCCGGUGGUGAGCCUGGGCCGCCUCAGCCAGAUGUGGUUGCUUCUGACGCCGGCCUGGAGCUGUUCCCCGUCCAGCAGGAGCAGAUGGGAUUGGCCGCGCCUGGGAACGAAGCCAGCGACAUGGAUGUGGAUCUCGAACUGAGCCUUGCCGUGCCGCCGUCGUGCGUUUUGCAGCUGCAGCUGUGAAGCUUUGCUCCGGAAGGUUUGGACGUUGGUGCGAAUCGCAUUGUAGUGUGUUUGUCGUCCAUGGAUGACAGAUGAUGACUGCUUUAGUUACAGCCGGUGUCUUUUAAACUUCAAUUGAGUUGGUGAUGUCGUCUGCGAGAAGAUUUGCAUUGCGUCUGAGACUGAGUUCCUUCGUAGAGACGUCGAGCAUGACGGAUGAAGAUGUUCUGUGGAUUGUGGUUGAUGUUUUGAUUUGUUUUUUUGCUUUUUGGCAAUGCAAACCAGAACUGAAGUUAUUUAUGUUUUGACGAGACUGCAUCAAGUGAAAUGGAACGCUGUUUGUGCCCUGUCCAAGAUGGACAGGAUC
This is a messenger RNA of Panicum virgatum (switchgrass), 3402 nucleotides long. RefSeq lists its product as uncharacterized. The transcript has 4 exons. Lineage: Eukaryota; Viridiplantae; Streptophyta; Magnoliopsida; Poales; Poaceae. Bases 1823 to 2881 code for a protein of 352 amino acids. The record is from RefSeq and is a predicted model, not a curated record.